AUGUAUCUAGCAGCAGGAGAAAAGUCCCUGCGUGGUGUGGCAUAUAUGCCCCAAGCAGGGGCAUCACGCACACGCGCUGUUACUGGAAUUCUUGCAGCUGCUACUACUACUACUACACGCACAUACAAUUUAAUUGCUGUCGCUACUCUAUCGCUCUCUACAUCGUGUGAUGGGGAACUGACAAUAAUGACAGUGGAAGAAGGUUCAACCCCAAUGACAGUUGGGCGUCGUACAUUCUCGUUAAGUAUGGAGUCUGGGGAUGGAAUCGCUAAAGUAGUAUGGGCAGGCCUGACGGUGAUUGCUUUGAUGAGCUCCGCAGGAGAAGUGAUAUGCCUAUCAUCAGGAAUGCAAGAUGAUAGUAAUAAUAGCGAUAAUGAUGAUAAUGAAAGCAACAGUGAUAACAGUGAUAUAGGGGAAAUUGAAGAGUUACUUUUACGUGCUGAAACCCAUGCUGUAGAUAUCUGUGCUUUAACAGUCCUUGGUUGUCCUGUAGUUGUUGUUGCUGGUCAUCAACGAAUACACAGUUUUGCAUUUCCGACACAAUCUACUAGUGGUAAAGUAAACCCGGAAACUCAUGAAUUUAAUAUUGGUCCUUUUAACACUAUUGCUGGUGUUUCACAAAAAUCUGUUGGGGCAGCGCUUCUAGUUGGUUGUACUCUUGGAAGUGUAACAGUAUUUGAGUGGGAAUCCCAUUCUGUUUCUCCUGCACCUCUUCGCUGUAUUAUUAUGGGACCAUCUACACGUUAUAUUGGUAUAGCAUCUAGUUCCUGCUAUCAAGUUAAAACAGGGUAUGAAACCACAUUUUGUGUAUUUGGUGAGACAGAAAAGAAAAAAGAAAAUAAAAUUUUACAUCUUCCUACAUUAUCAUUACAACGUUCAGAUGGUGUUCCCUUUGAAAUAAUGGAAACGGAUAAUUCAGAGUUUGCGUCACAACUUCCUUCAUGGAAUGAUGUAUGUCGUUCUUCGGUAUCCAGACCACAUAUUAUUGGAGGAUCAUCACUCUUAAUUGCUCAACCACAGAUUGGAAUGGAUUAUGUAGUUCCUCAUGUACUUUGUAUAAGAGUUUCCCAAGAAAAAUCAAAGACUUCUAAAGUGGCCCAUUUGGGGAAGCAAAACGUUAAAUCUGUGGAAGCACUUUCUUCUGUUGAAUUUAAAGUAAUAGAAGUACUAUCUCCAGAGUGUGAACAUGUACUUGCAAAACUUGGUUCUUCUGUUAGUGUAAUUCCUCUACUACGGCGUACAAAUCACUGUGAUUCUCAAGACUAUGAUACAUUUUGUCUCUUUGAUGGAAAAUGUGCUGCUUUUUUUGGCUGCAAUGAAGAGAAACUUCAGUUAGAGUCUUGUGGUGUCAUUAAACCAAACGCUCCUACUGAAUGGAUGGCUGGGGUGGCGUGGACUCCACAGUCAGAUGAUGUCCUUAUGCUCUCUGGUACUCCCCUCAACGCCGAUGAUGAACAGCGGCAACAGCCAAACACAGAGAACAAUACAAACAAGAAUAACACAAACACAAGCCGUAAUAAUGCGACGGUGUGUGUUGUUGGAAAUCUUCGUGUAACCCGCGCUGUGCCGCAGGUGCGACGUGUUGGCAGUUGGCGGCGGCGUGUAGAGCGACGACUGGCGGCGGUGGAAAGAGCGGUUGGAGUUCUUUUGCGAAACCGCGGCCGUCGUCGUCCACUUGUGCGAUAUCCAGCACUUUAUCCUUAA
Molecule: messenger RNA, 1704 nt
Organism: Trypanosoma theileri
Lineage: Eukaryota; Euglenozoa; Kinetoplastea; Trypanosomatida; Trypanosomatidae
Exons: 1
Coding region: 1-1704 (567 amino acids)
Source: RefSeq, a predicted model, not a curated record